Messenger RNA from Morchella importuna, 2640 nucleotides. RefSeq lists its product as uncharacterized. The transcript is spliced from 6 exons. Bases 1 to 2640 code for a protein of 879 amino acids. Gene Ontology annotation, cellular component: kinesin complex. The record is from RefSeq and is a predicted model, not a curated record. Gene Ontology annotation, molecular function: protein binding. Lineage: Eukaryota; Fungi; Ascomycota; Pezizomycetes; Pezizales; Morchellaceae.
AUGUCUAACAGAAAUUCUUCGGGCGUUAGUUACCAAACGGCAUGGAACAAGGCUCUCGAACGGCUUUCCCAACUUUCACCCGCACAACAAAAGAUAUUCGACUAUUUGACCCCGGAAGAGAAAGCUCUUUUCAGAGCAACUGUCAAUCCUUCUGAAGUUCUCGGAUUGUUAAAGAAACUCGAAGAUUCGCAACGUGGGGUGAAGAGAAUGAUCAACUUCAACCAAACCUUUUUAAAGCCAUUCGCACAGUUUCAAACGACUAUUGAGGCGGUUGUCCAUGCAAGCUCGGGCCUUGGAGGCCCUAUUUGGGCGCCGAUAAAGCUUAUUCUUCAGGUCUUGAUGUCCGCUGCAGCAGAGUUCGAGAAGAUAUCGGGAUUCCUCCAAGACACGCUAGGCCAACUGAAGCGGUUCGCUGCCUAUGAGAAACAUUUUCAAUCCUCUACCUGCGAGGCGCUGGAUCUGGUGCACGAUGCAUUAACACUCUUCUAUGUUGAUGUAAUUGAUCUAACGCUUGUGGUGACAAAACACUUCCGUACCAGUGUCAUAAAGUAUGUGUUUAGGAGAGCAGUGAAGACUUUUGACUCGGAUUUUGAAGAGAUAUUGUCCAGUAUGAAGCGCCAUGUUGAGGCAAUCGAUCCGACAGCAAACUUGGGUGGAAUUAUUGAAGCCAGGGAUUACUAUAAUAAGGAACAAUUCUCAGCCGUUACCAAAUGGCUCUUCUGUACUAAUCCGAAACUUCGGCAAGAGAGGAACCAGGAAAAGCAUCUUCAAAAGACGUGCGACUGGUUCUUCGAAACUCCAGAGUUCCUGCACAAACCUCAACUUAUCCCUGUCGUUCAUAAAGUCUUCGAGAGAAGUGGCACACCAUCUGCAGAUUCUAGCGUUGAUCUCUGUGUUUUAUUAAAGGAAAUUCUUGAUAUGCUUCCGCCUGUCUAUUGCGUUAUCGAUGCACUUGAUGAGUGCAACAACAAAAACGAGCAGAUGGCGAGAUUCCUUACACAACUCACAGAACGCUCAAAAUCAGAGCCUGCAGUCCUGAAAAUAUUUGCAGCUUCACGUUCGAACGAAUCACAUAUGACAGAAAGCAGGAUAAAAGAGCAUUGGUCUUGGUUUUUGGUUGCAGAGGAUAACGUAAAGAGCGACAUUGAUGCUUUUAUAUCGAAACGAAUUGACGAAUCAGUAAUUCUUCGAGAUGAUCGCCGCCGUGCAAAGGUCCGCUCGAGAAUUUCGCAAGGAGCUGGAGGAAUGAUUCUUUGGGCAAAACUGAUGCUAGAUGAACUUUCCGAAGCUGAGCCCUGGGACGUUGACAACCUUCUGGACAAAAUGCCGGAUAAACUGCCAGGCGUGUACGAGCUCAUGCUCAAGCGUCGGAUGUCCCCCGCCUCUCCCAGAGCGAAACCAUUGGAUCGAUUCCAAAUAGCGUUAUAUUGGAUUACUAUAGCACCUCGACCAUUCCUAUUAGAUGAACUUCUCCAGGCCUUAGCUGUAGCGGCGGGCCUCAGAUCUCAUGAGGAUUAUAGCCCGGAGUUCAAAGAGGAGUCGAUGAAGCGUCUCCAAAAGGCUUGCGGUUCAUUAAUCGUUAUUCUCGGAGAUACUAGCGUUCAACUUGUACAUACAUCUUUAAGACAAUACCUCUUGAGUGGAGACAUCAAUACAUUAAGUCCACACAACUCUACGAACCCCCCUCAAAAUAUCGAUCAAAUGCAGAUCCACAAAGACCUAGCCGAAACAUGCCUCCUCUACAACCAGUUUACCUGCUUCGAGAAAAGCCACUAUAGCCCAUCCUUUGAUUUCACCAUCUACUCAUUCUUAAAAUAUGCAACUAGCAAUUGGAUAUACCAUGUCACGCAUAGCAAGCCCAACGAUGAUGAUUUGUUAGACGAGAUAGGACGAUUCUUCUCCUCAAAGCAAGCCUGGCGGUGGAUUGAGCGGUGUGACUAUUACGAUAUCACUGACGGCCAUCUUCUUGUAAUGCAAUACAAACUUAGAGAUUGGGCAGAAAUAUGUAAAGCCUCAAAUCCACAGGUCGAUGUCAACAUGAUGGGUGGGUUUAUUCUAGAUAUUAGCAAGAAGCUGUUCAAUGGCACUCAAUGGAGCAGUGAUACUGGAACUGAAGAGCUGAACACAAUUUCUCGCGUUGCAACUUUAUAUAAGGAGCAAGGGCACUACACGGAGGCACUGGAGUUGUAUGAGCAGGCGCUGGUGGGGAGGAAGCAAGCCCUCGGGAAAGAGCACCCUUCGACGAUGCAAACGGUUAAUGACAUUGCAAAUAUCUAUUAUUUUCAGGGGCGGUAUGAUGAGGCCCUGGAGUGGCAUGAGCGGGCGCUAGCUGGGAGGAAGAACGCCCUCGGGGAAGAGCACCCUGAUACGCUGGGUACGGUCAAUAAUAUUUCAGGUGUCUAUUUAAACAAGGGACGGUACAAUAAGGCCCUGGAGUGGUAUGAGCGGGCGCUGGCUGGGAGAAAGAAAGCUCUCGGGGAAGAGCAUCCUGAUACGCUGAACACGGUCAAUAACAUUGCAAGUACCUAUAGUCAGCAGGGCCGGUAUGAUGAGGCCCUAGAGUGGUUUGAGCGGGCGCUAGCUGGGAGGAAGAAAGCCCUCGGGGAUGAGCACCGUGUCACAAAGGACACGAUCUACUAG